Molecule: messenger RNA, 29659 nt
Organism: Podarcis lilfordi (Lilford's wall lizard)
Lineage: Eukaryota; Metazoa; Chordata; Lepidosauria; Squamata; Lacertidae
Source: the annotation of a GenBank genome assembly
CCCAUAUUUCGCAUUGCAUCACAUUUUCAAAUAUCUUUGGUCUCUUUUCUUUCACUUUUAUUUCCUCACUGAGCCAUUUCAGUGAAAUAUCAUUUGAAAAACCACACGAUUAAAUCACAUAAUUUUUCAACCACAUGCAUUUGAAAUUAUGCAAGGGGUGUGUGUGUGUGGAAGCCCCAACUCUUGCUGUUUGCAGGCUUCCAUCGUUUAUUUCUGUCAUUUACGUUUCCUCAAUAUAAUCUGUUGCUCAACCCCACAAAUAUUCUGGAAGACAAGAGGGGUGAGGAACUCCCCCCCCCCCCGGAGAGGGAAGGGGGGAAGCCAAGCAAACGUGGGUUGUGGGUGGAGAUGAGGAAGAGAAGCCAUUCUUCUUCCGGAAUAGGAGGGAAUUCUCAGAGAAGCCAGGGGAGUUUUGCAAAGAUCUGUAAGUUUCCAUUCCCCGCUUUUUUCUCACGUCUUGGCUUGGCUCCCGAGGAGGGGAGACAAAACGGAGAGCAGAUGCGGGAAGAGAAGGAAGAAUUAUGGAGACGGGGGUGGAUUCCCAGCUCCUUGCUAGACGUUGCAGUAGUCCGAAGAGCAGCAUCGGAUGCGGACCUGGUGGCCGUGCGACUCCUUGUUUACCCCGCAGCCUUUUUUCUUCUGUCUGCUGCAGCCCAGGAUCCUGAAUUUCUCCUUUCCGUCUGUGGGUGGGGGGGGAGAAGAAGGGAAAGUAGGGAAAGUUUGGCAUCCGCGGCCUCUCCAGCCUCUCACUGCAGCAGCCAGAACCAGCUCUGGGCUUGUAAACUUCCUCCUGACUCACCCCAGCCUCUUACGGUGCUCCCACCCCUCUGCUAUCCCAUGCCUGCAUUCAUUCGUUUAAUUUCUCCUCACUUUUCUGUCCCAGCUUUCCUGCAGGGAGCUCAAGGCUGCGCACAUGGUUCUUCCUCUCCUCCUCCAUUGAUCCCUACAACAACCCUGUGGGGUAGGAAUAUUUAAAAUAAAAAUACAAAAUGUCCAGUUGCACCUUAGAGACCAACUAAGUUUAUUCUUGGUAUAAGCUUUCAUGCGCAUGCACACUUUGCGCACUUCUUCAGAUGAUAACAACAACAACAAUUUAUUAUUUAUACCCCGCCCCUCUGGCUGAAUUUCCCCAGCCUCUCUGGGCGGCUUCCAAUCAAGUGUUAAAAACAAUACAGCAUUAAAUAUUAAAAACUUCCCUAAACAUAGAUACCUAUGCACACGAAAGCUUAUACCAAGAACAAACUUAGUUGGUCUCUUAAGGUGCUACUGGACAUUUUUUUAAUUUUAUUUUUAUACUUCGACUGCGUCAGACCAACAUGGCUACCUACCUGAAUCUAGAACCUGUGAGGUAGGCUAGGCUAAGAAGCAGUGGCAGUAAUGCCAACUCAAAUAAAAUAUUUGAGGGGGAGGCCGGAUUUAGGUAUGAUGAGGCCGCCCUAAGCUACUGAAGGUAAUGGGGCCCUUUAUAUGUCCAGCUGUCCUUUGUCAACAACAAAUUGUCGCUGUUUUUUGCGUUGAAUAAUAGGUAUCUAAAGCCAUUUGACACUGUUGCUGUAUGUAAGGUUUUAUUUUAUUUGUUUUUUAUCUUAUGUUUUGGAAAUGUACAUCCAGGGUUUUUUUCCCUUUAAUUUUUUGGGAGGCCCCCAAGAGAGUGGGGCCCCUAAGCUAUAGGUUGUUUGGCUUAUACAUAAACCUGGCAUGGGGGGGCAGGUAAGCUCUGCCCUGCAUAAUCGAUCGCAUGACACGCUGCAUGUACACGAUUUGAAUUGCAAUGUCCAUCAACUCUGGGGGCCCCAGCCCCCCCCCAAAAAAAUAUUUUUUGGGGGAAGGGACCUUGGCUCCUAGGAGUUGGCUCCUAUGCUCUGUGGGGAUAGUCCGAUGGCCUAGUCCGAUGCUCUAACCACUGUGCUAUGCUGUGUAUACAUUGCAGGCUUAAAAUGCAGCUAGGGUGUACUUUUUAUGCUCCUUCGUUGUCUUGAUUCAGAUCGAAGCUGGGUUUUUUUUGGGGGGGGGGCGCACAUCAAAAUGUUUCCCAAGAAACAGCAGGAUAGAUAAAAGAAAUGUGGUUUGUGGCUUUGUGUUCAUCACUUUCUAAGCCAGCAGCAGUGGGACGCUGGAUGAAGAGCAGACCACACUGGGCUAACUUAAUGAAAAAUUCUUCUGAUUUCUAUGUACCAGGGGGUGUUGACAGGCAGGGAUGCCUUUACCCUAUGCAAAAGGUGUUUGCACUGGGUCUGGAGAGGAAUUAGGAGCGCCGUAAGAAUUCCAAUCAGUUUGAAGCUGGUUUAAGAAACAGCGUGGCAGACAGCAGUAUCUUUUACAGCAAAGCACAGGAUACCUAUGCAUAUUGGAUUGUGACAUGUGAACACAUUUAAAAAGACAACUGCUUUGGAAUGGCAGUAGAUGGGAGUGUGGACACAGCCUCUGUCUCUUUUUGUGUGCGUGGGCGAUUUAAGAAACUACACACACACACACACACACACACACACACACACACAGCAACAGCAUCACUGCUAAAACCAGUUCCAUAUUAUGAAAACCAAGUGCCCUGGGCCAGGAUGCUGAGGAGGACUAGAAAAGGUCUUAGGGGAAAUUGGUAGAUUGCACCAGUGACGUACAGAAAACACAGGCUUCAGACCCGUGUUAGUUAACCUGCUCAAUAAGUUCUGCCCUGGUUCACAUGGCCGCAAUUUCCAUCGUCUGGCAGCAGAGAUCUUCCUGACUGUUCCACAAGUCAAAGGUCUCCCUAAAAAGAGCUUGCAAGCCCUGAGUGGGCCAUACAGUUUGAGAGACUCCAGACCCGGGGCAGGGAAUCUGUGGCCUUCCUGAUGUCGUUGGACUCCAACUCCCAUCAGCCCCAGCCAAUGGUCAUGGAUGGUGGGAGUUGUAGUCUAGCAGCACCUGGAGGGCUGCAGGUUCUCCUUGCUCAAUUCAACCGGUUCUGAAGGAUGCGGCAACCAGACCAGGGUCCCUUACCUUGGCUGAUGCGGAUGGUCAUGCAUUUUUCUCCCUGAGACAUGCAACCUUCGACCCCAGUCAUGCACUCGGCAUCGGGACUCUUCAUGAGACAAGUGUUGCAUUUGAUACUCUCUGGGAAAGAAAGCAGAGUGAGUCCUCCUUGCUUUUGCUGUAAGGUCUGCUGCCUUGUGUAACACCCAGUUGGACUACUGCAAUGCGCUCUACGUGGAGCUACCUUUGAAGGUGACCCGGAAACUACAACUAAUCCAGAAUGCGACAGCCAGAUUGGUGACUGGGAGCGGCCGCCGAGACCAUGUAACACCAGUCUUGAAAGACCUACAUUGGCUCCCAGUACGUUUCCGAGCACAAUUCAAAGUGUUGGUUCUGACCUUUAAAGCCCUAAAUGGCCUCGGUCCAGUAUAUAUGAGGGAGCGUCUCCACCCCCAUCGUUCUACCCGGACACUGAGGUCCAGCACUGAGGGCCUUCUGGCGGUUCCCUCACUGCGAGAAGCCAGGUUACAGGGAACCAGGCAGAGGGCGUUCUCAGUAGUGGCGCCCUCCCUGUGGAACGCCCUCCCACCAGAUGUCAAAGAGAACAACUACCAGACUUUUAGAAGACAUCUGAAGGCAGCCCUGUUUAGGGAAGCUUUUAAUGUUUGAUGUAUUACAGUAUUUUAAUAUUUUUUGGAAGCUGCCCAGAGUGGCUGGGGAGGCCCAGCCAGAUGGGCGGGGUAUAAAUAAUAAAUUAUUAUUAUUAUUAUUAUUAUUAUUAUUAUUAUUAGGACUUACCCCCGGAUUCAAGCAGAGCAAGGGAACAAACGGCAAAGAGCAGAGCCCCAACCAUCUUGGAAUCGAUUGCUUCUCUCUCAGUCGAGAUCUCCAGUCGAGGGAUAAAAUAACCAUCCUACACUGACAGGGGACAGACCUUUGCAAAAGCACAAUCUGUAGGCGGUGGGUGCAGUGGCUGGCUAAUCAUUCCCAAGACUGGAGGUGGUACUCAAGAGGAGACCCAUUGAAAUUAAUGAACAGGACUAAGUUAGGUCCAUUGAUUUCAAUAGAUUUGUGCAGCAUAAUGCUUAGUUGAGUACCACCCUCGGAAACGAGAUGUACAAGAUUCUAUGUGUGUUCCCGUACCAUAUUUUCGGUACUCUUUAACCUUACAGUUGAAUAUUUGUGAGUCAACGCCAGAGGCCAAGGCGAAGCAUAGCUGGGCAGUAAAACGUGGGUUUGCACCCCUUUGGCUCCAAGAUCAAACACAUGCAUCUAGGGAGAGGGCAGGUUUCUAUGUAUGAUUAACAGACCAGUAGUGUUCAGGACUGGGGGUCAAGACCCUGAGGGGGCUCGGCUUCUUUUCAGGUAUGUCCAAAGUUCAUUUCGGGGGCCUAAUCCGGCUCUCUGGCUGAUUUAAUCCGGCCCCCGUGGCAGUAUAUGUCCUGAGGUAAAAUCCUUUAAAAAGCUCAACAACUUUGGUCGGCCCUCACACAUGUUUACUUCAUCAAAUCUGGCCCUCUUUGAAAAAUUUUUGGGCACCCCUGUUUUAAGAGUUUGAGAGGAGAGAGUAGGGGUCAAGAGAAAGGAGAGAUUCACCAGCAACGACCACCUUUUUCUCUCUUCGCAGGAAUACAGACAAGUUUAGGUAGUUUAGGAGUUUGCUCUUGAUCAGUUUCAAGAGACGUAGGCUCUUUAAAAACCAUUUCUCCUUGCCAGUCUAUUACUGACAGCAAACUGUCUUCUGACUACCCACUCCACAAAAAAUGAUGAUCCUGACCACAAGCAGACCACCAUUGUAUCACUUUGGCAUUGAACAGAUAGGCAGCCUGUGGGUCGCACCAGACACAGAAUCAUAGAGUUGGAAAAGACCCCAGCGCCAUGGGGUGAUGUCCAGCGCUGAGGGCCUUCUGGCGGUUCCCUCACUGAGAGAAGCGAAAUUACAGGGAACCAGGCAGAGGGCCUUCUCGGUAGUGACGCCCGCCCUGUGGAAUGCCCUCCCCUCAGAUGUCAAGGAAAUAAACAACUAUCUGACUUUUAGAAGACAUCUGGAGGCAGCCCUGUUUAGGGAAGCUUUUAAUAUUUGAUGAAUUAUUGUAUUUUAAUACUUUGCGGGAAGCCGCCCAGAUUGGCUGGGGAAGCCCAGCCAGAUGGGCGGGGUAUAAAUAAAUAAUAAUAAUAAUAAUAAUUACUACUACUACUAUCAUCAUCAUCCAACCCCUCAAUGCAGGAAUCUUGACUAACGUGGAGCUCAAACCCACAACCCUGAGAUGAAGAGGCUGAUGCUCUACCAACAGGCUUUCCCCCCUGUGCAAUGGAGUCUCUGUGCAAGAGAGGCUGGCUGAUAUAAGGACCCAUCUGGAACUCAAUUCCCAAAACAGUAAGGAGUCGUAUAUGACUUAAUUUAAGAUCCAUUGAUACGCCUGAUACCAAAACAUUUUCCUAGGUAGCAGUGAACAUUCCCGUUAUUUAUCCCAAUUGUUUUUUAAACUCUGCACAUCAAACUUAUUUGUUGAUAAUAAAUAUCUAUAAAAAGCCAUCACUGGCUUUUCAGUGUCCAACGAAUUAUCCAAUUGCUCCCUAAUUCCGGGUAUCUCAAAGGCUGUGAAGGCCGCCGAACCAAACUAAGUUGCUUAAAAGAUGUUGUUGCUUCAAGUAUUGCCAUUGUGCCACCUCUGACAGAUGGUGUUUUUCUCUUAGAGCAUCAUACGUAUAAAAUUAGUCUUCCUCAUCUAUACCUUUUAUCAUCCAGCUUUUUUCCAUAUUGCCAUAUUUCCCCCAAUUCUGCUUUAAUAGAACAGGGAUAGGCAAACUCAGGCCUCCAGAUGUUUUGGGACUACAACUCCCAUCAUCCCUAGCUAACAGGAUGGUCAGGGAUGAUGGGAGUUGUAUUCCCAAAGCAUAUGGAGGGCCGAGUUUGCCUGUGCCUGCCAUAGAGCAUUUUAAAAAUAAAUAAAUAAUUUUUUCAGAUUUAUACAUUUCACUAAUUUUACAAUCAUUUUAACAUUUCAAAACUUGACUUCUUUCCCCCCCUUUCUGCGGUUCCUUAAAUUUAUCUUUAAUAUCUUCUGAAUAUCCAAAUUAACUUAAUUUUAUUCAUUUAUUCAUCUCCUUUAAAUAUAUACUCAUAAAACUGCAGGCUAUCACAAGAAUCCUGUCAAUGUUCUUAUCUGUUUACAAUUUAUCUGUAAAUAUUCAAGAAAGCAUUUCUUUUAUAAAAAGUUUGUUAUCUUGAUUUCGUAUUCUUCCAGUAAGUUUAACCAUUUCUGCAUAUUCCAUAAGCUUUUAUAUCCAUUCUUCCAUUGCUAGGACUUCUGCUUCUUUCCAUUUUGGGGCAAGUAACAUUCUUGCCGCUGUAGUAGCAUACAUGAAUAAUUUUCUAUACAGUUUAGGUAGUUCUGUCCCUAUAAUUCCCAAAAGAAAAGCUUCUGUGGUUUUUGUGUGUGUUUUUUUAUAAGCAUUAUUUUAAACAUCCUUUUCAAUUCAUUAUAUAUCAUUUCCCCAUAGAAGAAGUGUAAGGAGUAAGGAUAGACAGCAUCUUAAAAAGCAGAGACAUCACCUUGCCGUCAAAGGUCUGUAUAGUUCAAGCUAUGGUUUUCCCAGGAGUGAUGUAUGGAAGUGAGAGCUGGACCAUAAAGAAGGCUGAUCACCGAAGAAUUGAUGCUUUUGAAUUAUGGUGCUGGAGGAGACUCUUGAGAGUCCCAUGGUCUGCAAGAAGAUCAAACCUCUCCAUUCUGAAGGAAAUCAGCCCUGAGUGCUCACUGGAAGGACAGAUCCUGAAGCUGAGGCUCCAAUACUUUGGCCACCUCAUGAGAAGAGAAGACUCCCUGGAAAAGACCCUGAUGUUGGGAAAGAUGGAGGGCACAAGGAGAAGGGGACGACAGAGGACAAAAUGGUUGGACAGUGUUCUCAAAGCUACCAGCAUGAGUUUGACCAAAGUGCGGGAGGCAGUGGAAGACAGGAGUGCCUGACGUGCUCUGGUCCAUGGGGUCACGAAGAGUCAGACACGACUAAACGACUAAACAACAACAAAGGAGUAAAGAGUCAAUGAUCCCCUGUGGCCAAAGACAACCAUGCUCCUGCUGCUAGACCAAAUGACCAGCAUGCUAUUUCUUCCUCCUGGAAGUCCACAACCAUGGUCUUGCAUGGCAGCUGCUCUCCCCUCCAGUGUGGGAAGGAAGGGGUUAAUCCACAGUAGCCACUCUGACCUCUACUGAAGCUCUAUGUCACCUUUGCUCUGCCCAGUGCUGUGUUGAUCUUCUGCUGCAUCCCUACCUGCCCCCUUGCUGACCUUGGGGUUUUUGUUUGUCUCCCAGAGUCGAGAUGCUCAAGGCCUCAUGGUGCUUUGCUGUGGUUGAAAGGCAGCAGCAGGCAAGGCUAACGAGAACCUGUCAGCAUCCGUGAAUGAAAGGGAGACGGCCCUGGUUCUUCUCCGCACCAGCCGUAGCUUUUGGGGAUCCAGCCCAAGGACCAUGGGCAGGUUGGGUAAGCAUGUCAGGUGACUAAGGUGAUACGUGGGCAAACCCUUUCUCCUCUCGUUGCUGAGCCAAAAGGGAAGGGAAGGAAAACAGAAAGUACUGAAACCUCUAGUUGUGGAACUGGGCAAUAGAAGGAAUGGAAGUUCUGUAUGCACCAUGCCCUUAAAGAUUGUCCCCCCCCCUACCGAAAAACUGUAGUUUAUUACUAUUACUAUUUAUUUCAUUUCAAUACUGCUUUAUAUUUUUAAGAAAAAUCUCAAAGCGGUUUACAGAAUAUUAAAACAUCAAUAAAACAAUCUGAAGAAAGUCAAAUACAGUGGUACCUCAGGUUACAUACGCUUCAGGUUACAGACUCCGCUAACCCAGAAAUAGUACCUCAGGUUAAGAACUUUGCUUCAGGAUGAGAACAGAAUUCACGCAGCAGCGACGUGGUGGCAGCAGGAGGCCCCAUUUGCCUCCAGCUAUUAAUUAAUAACCCAAGAUCACAGCAUCUUUCCAAUAGUUUCUGGACUUUCAUGCAGGGUCAAGAUCUCCCUCACCUGGCUAGUGCUCACUCUCUGAGGACAUCUGUCUCCAAUAACGCAUAUACAGUGGUACCUUGGGUUGCAGACGCUUCAGGUUACAGACUCCGCUAACCCAGAAAUAAUACCUCGGGUUAAGAACUUUGCUUCAGGAUGAGAACAGAAAUUGUGCUCUGGCGGCGCGGCGGCAGCAGGAGGCCCCAUUAGCUAAUGUGGUGCUUCAGGUUAAGAACAGUUUCAGGUUAAGAACGAACCUCUGGAACGAAUUAAGUACUUAACCCGAGGUACCACUGUACACACAAAAAUUGACUGGCAGGCGAAGAUGAUAGAAUAUUUAGAACUUGGGAAAAUGACUGGGAGGAAACUCAAACCAGAAAGUGAGGAAAGGUUGGACAAUGUUUAAAGAAUAUCUUAAAAAGUACGUAAUGUGAUAAUGCAAAUCUCCUGACAGGUCUAGAUUGAAUCUUGAAUAAUAACGAAAUUAUAGAAGCAAAAAUCACCUUUGAUAUUUAACAGUUAAAAAAUAAGGAAGUGCGUAUCGACCCAUCAUGUGUAAAAAGUACAAUGAGGUGAAUCGGAAGUCAAAAGUGUGCGUGAUCUCAAAUGAUAUGUUGUUAGUGUUUAGUUGUUAUGAGGGUAUAGUAUUGGUCUGUUUGUGUUGUUUUUUAUGUAGUAUGUAAAUUGUUUUGCAAUAAAGCUUUAAUAAAUUAAAACAAAAACAAAUAUAGAGUAUACAGUCAAAGCAACAUAAUUAACAGAAAACUAAAAUAUUAUCUUAGAGAUUUCAAAAUACAGUGGUACCUCGGGUUACAUAUGCUUCAGGUUACAUACGCUCCGCUAACCCAGAAAUAGUACCUCAGGUUAAGAACUUUGCUUCAGGAUGAGAACAGAAACUGUGCUCUGGCAGCGCGGCAGCAGGAGGAGGCCCCAUUAGCUAAAGUGGUGCUUCAGGUUAAGAACAGUUUCAGGUUAAGAACGGACCUCCGGAAUGAAUUAAGUACUUAACCCGAGGUACCACUGUAUUACAAAGGAGGUCAACUACGGAAUACAUAUUUAACACAACGUUAACAAACAAACAAAAAGCCUUAAACAUUUCCCCCCAAAAUUGCUAAGUGAAGUCAAAUAUAAAAUGCACAUUUAAAAAAGCAUAAUUAACAAGAGAAUAAAAGAUUAUCAUAAGCAUAACACGGCUGUUUGGCAGGCAAAAAAAGAUGGGGCAAAAGUUAGGGGUUUCUUGUCAGGCAUAGCAAUGUCCCUCUGGUCUCACAAGGAGCCUCUUUAUUACAGGUGUUGGGAGUUGUAGUUCUGUGAGUGGUGAACUACAGUUCCUAGGAUUUUUCCAGGAGAUGUGCACUUUAAUGUCUGGUGUGUACUCAGCCAAAGAUGCAAAAUAGCCCUGAAAAUUUCAGAUGGCAUAUGAAAAAAUACGAACUCAAUUCAGCUUAAGGAAUCUCUAUACAGAUUUGCAUGCUGAUUUACAGUAAGACCAGGGUUCUCCACAAAGAAGCCUAAUUUUUUAAUAUAUGUCUUAGGGCACCACAUCAAUAAUAAUAGUUUUUAAAUAUCUAUAUCUUUUUUCCUCCUGGCAGGUUUUGGAAGGGAAUAUUGGGGUCCAUUGUGGAAUGUAUUUUCUGAUUUCGGUGUAUGUGACAUGAAGAGAUUAUAGGCACAUGCAAGCAAGAUUUGUGCAAGCUCUUCUAGCUGACUUUUAAGUAUUUUUGCUGCAGCAUAUCCUGUUGCCAAAGAGGCAAGCCACUUUUUGGUUUAAAAAGCGGCUUGCCUCUUUGGCUAUUGCUGUGGCAACAAAAUGUAGGGGAGGGGGAAGGGAAAUAGUUGUUUUCAGUCAAGUCACCACUACUGAGCAUACAUUUGUUUAAUGACAAAUUCAGGCGUGAUUGUCAUGGAAUUGUAGAGUUGGAAAGAACCCUGAGAAUCAUUUAGCCCAAUCCCCGGCAAUGCAAGAUUUUUUUUGUGCAACGUGGGGCUUGAACCUACCAACCUAAGUUUAAGAGUCCAAUGCUCUACCAAUUGAGCUAUCCCUCUGUGUGUAUGUGUGUGAUGUUUUAAAUGGCCCGCAAAAAAGCUUUCACUCCAGUGUUGAUACGACUGCCAAAAGAUGAAACAGGCUUCGAUGCAUUAACCUUAAGUAACAAGAAGUUGGCAUAUGUCCAAUAUAUUUUUCACACAUGAGAUGGCACCGUUUCUGAAUGCUGUUCUUUGGGGGCAUAACGUUGAAAGCAGAGAUGCUAGCCAAUACAGGCUCAAAUUUUCGCAUUACAGACCAAUAUAAAGCGCAAACGACUAAUUUCAGCGCUGCAUGCAAAUACUGUCUUACUGCGUGAUUUGCUGAUGCAUCUGGCAAGAACAAGGAAAAAAAAUCUGUCCUUCGAGCCGGAGUCGAACCAGCGACCUAAGGAUGACUUUGGCAGCAGUCUACAGUCCUCCGCUCUACCAGCUGAGCUAUCGAAGGGACAAGCCUAGGGUGCUGUGCCUCACCUUUUAACUGUGGGUGUGGCACCUGCUGGGCGUGGAACUGGAAUUUCAAUGGGAGGUACUCCCUUUGAAUGCCUUCCCCAGGCUUCCUGCCUCUCUGCCAGCAAGCCUAAGAUCUAAAGCAUGGGUAGGCAAACUAAGGCCGGGGGCCGGAUCCGCAGACGGUCCAGGAAUCAGCUUGUUUUUACGUAAAUAAAAUGUGUCCUUUUAUUUAUAAUGCAUCUCUGGGUUAUUUGUGGGGCCUGCCUGGUGUUUUUACAUGAGUAGAAUGUGUGCUUUUAUUUAAAAUGCAUCUCUGGGUUAUUUGUGGGACAUAGGAAUUUGUUCACCCCCCAUAUAUAUAUAUAUAUAUAUAUAUAUAUAUAUAUAUAUAUACAUACCCCCCCAUAUAUCCAUAUAUAUAUAUAUAUAUAUAUAUAUAUAUAUCCAUAUAUAUAUAUAUAUAUAUAUAUAUAUAUAUAUAUAUAUAUAUAAAGAUAGUAAGAAAACCCACAAGCAUAGCCUUUAAAAAUCCUGGGCUGGAUUUCAACUAAGUGGCUGCAUUGGCAGAAGCCAGCACAAUGGUUAGCAGGCUGUUGUGCUGAAACGUGAAAAGCUUUUGAAAUAAAAGACCAAGGUAACUCUCCAUCCCUUCCUUUUGGGCCUGAGAAGGCCACUUCUCUCCUUUAGAUCAGGUAUGGGAAAAUUGUUUUUGUAGUGUUUGUUUGAAAUAUAUCCUUUGCUGUAAUGCGUCCCUUGUUGUAAGCUGCUUCGAGCAUGGUGUGUGUGUGUGUGUGUGUGUGUGUGUGUGUGUGUAAAAAAGUGGCAUACAAAUAAAAUGAACGAAUAAGUGAAUGAAUGAAUGAAUGAAUGAAUGAACGAACCUUUGGCCCUCCUGAUGCAGCUGAACUACAACUCCCAUCAGCGUAAGCAAGCAUGGCCAAUGGCCAAGGAUGAUGGGAGUUGUAGUUCAGAAGAUGUAGAAUGUACAUAGAUGUAGAUGUACAUAGAAAGAAGAUUCCACCUGAACAUUAGGAAGAACUUCCUGACAGUAAGAGCUGUUUGACAGUGGAAUUUGCUGCCAAGGAGUGUGGUGGAGUCUCCUUCUUUGGAGGUCUUUAAGCAGAGGCUUGACAACCAUAUGUCAGGAGUGCUCUGAUGGUGUUUCCUGCUUGGCAGGGGGUUGGACUCGAUGGCCCUUGUGGUCUCUUCCAACUCUAUGAUUCUAUGAUUCUAUGAUUUGGAGGACCAAAGGUUCAUCACACCUCUUCUAGAUGUUUCUGGACCGUACAUCAUCCCUGCCCAUUGAGGCUUUUAGGUGCUGGAUAGGUAUACAGGUUCCCCAUCUCUGUUAGAAGGGGUCCCCCUCAUCUCAGUUCAUUGACUUAACUUGCAUUCAGUGUGCAUCUUAUGAUGAUGUUGUCAUCCAUCAUCAACAGCUGCCGCCCUUGCCUCUGCAGUGUCAUGACUUUGUGCCAAGAUUUCUCAAGGAAUAUAUGGAAGCUUUCAUUGAAAUUCCAGUUCCAUGCCCUGUAGGCCAAUCGCUGCCUUUUUUUUUAAAGGAAGCCGCAUCCCAAGUUGAAAAGAACAAGGCAAAGCUUUGGGCUUGUUCCUUCGAUAGCUCAGCUGGUAGAGCGGAGGACUGUAGAUUGUCGUCCAAGCCAUCCUUAGGUCGCUGGUUCGAUUCCGGCUCGAAGGACAAAGUGUUUUUGCUUGCCAGAAGUAGCUCCUGAUCUCCUAACCAAUCGUACACUGUGGCUUCCCUCAUCAUGACUACAAACAGUCUGGAGAAACCCUCUGAGUCAUACCGAAGCCUCUAAGCCAAAAUAAGAUCUCGUAGUUUGAAAAUACCAGAAUAUAGUUUUCUGCACCUAGCCUUGAGACAAGUGAGUUUCAUCUCCUGUUUCAGUUGCCGGUUUGUGGACCAGCUACUGAGCCGUGCAGCACGAAAUGAAAGGAGUCCUGUGUUCAUUGGCAAAGGGGUAGACACUGUUCAAUAAAACACUUGUCCAACUGCAUCCCAGAUCAAACCUGCAAGUGCUACGGCCCUUGAGAAGUGCUGCUGCUGCUGGUGGUUCUUGUAGUGAGGAACCCCAUUCCCUCAGCAGCAAGAUAUUGCCACUGCAGUGCAUUGCCAAAGCAAAUCCUCAAAGCAGAGAAGCUUCUUGGAGGGGAGAAACCAAGACCCCACAGAACAAACAAGCAGCAGCUACACAUGUAUUGCACAACUGGUGCCUGGGAAAACCAGGACUGGAGUCUGACUCAGGAGAGGGGAGCAUGGAUUUGUGGGGACCUGUACCAGCCAGGAGACGAGACUCAGAGGCAGGGGAAGCUUCAGAGCUGGAGAAAGAAGAGGAAGAAGCAGGUCAGGCAAGUGAAGGACCGGAUGCUUCCUGACCCACUCCUGCACCACUGUCUCCCAGAACCAGGAGCGAACAGAAGUGGGAAGAGCAGAGGCAGCUUCCAUAAAGGCGUAGUCUCUGGCUGCAUGUGUGCAGCCUGUCGUGGGGAGGUGCAUAAGCUGGUGAAGGGGGCAUGGCCCCCUGUUGCUGAAAUUCCUUCGUAGAGCGUAGAAUAGCUGCCUAGAUACAAGGCUGGUGUGUGCAGGUAUUCGGAGCCGAGGAAACUACUGUAAGUGUCAGCUUUGACAAUGAAGAGCUAACUAUCUUCCGUGGGCAUUCAUGUGGUUGACAAGAUAUCAGAAGAGAGAGGAAAGUGCCCUCACAUCUUUGCUUGUAUGUUUCCCAUGGGCACCUCGUUGGCCACUGUUAGAACAAGCCACUCUUCUUCUUCUUCUUCUUCUUCUUCUUCUUCUUCUUCUUCUUCUUCUUCUACUACUACUACUUUGGCGAUCACUUGUAGCCAAGUAAGUUUGUCUUCCAUGAACACAGUUUUAGCAGUAAGUCUGUAAGUGACUGUGGAGGCCAAUUCUGGAUCCACACAUCCUUCCACAGUGGGGACAUUGGUUUCCGGGCGGGAGAUGAUCACGGUGAGGGUUUUCCAAACAUGCCUUCCUCUUAGCAUGUUUCUCCCUUUUGUCCUGAGUUCGAGCAUCUUCAAAGCCCAUGACACCUUUGGUAAAGGCUGUUCUCCAACUGGAGCACUCUCAGGCCAGUGUUUCCUAGUUGUUGGUAUUUAUACUACAUUUCUUUAGAUUUGCCUUUGAGAGAGUCUUUAAACCUUGUUAACCACCAGCAUUGCACUUUCCAUUUUUAAGUUCAGAAUACAGUGGUACCUCGGGUUAAGUACUUAAUUUGUUCUGGAGGGUCCGUUCUUAACGUGAAAAUGUACUUAACCUGAAGCACCACUUUAGCUAAUGGGGCCUCCUGCUGCUGCUGUGCCACCAGAGCGCAAUUUCUGUUCUCAUCCUGAAGCAAAGUUCUUAACCUGAAGCACUAUUUCUGGGUUAGCGGAGUCUGUAACCUGAAGCGUAUGUAACCUGAAGCGUAUGUAACCCGAGGUACCACUGUAGAGUACAGUGGUACCUCGGGUUAAGAACUUAAUUCGUUCUGGAGGUCCGUUCUUAACCUGAAACUGUUCUUAACCUGAGGUAACACUUUAGCUAAUGGGCCCUCCCGCUGCCACCGCCUUGUCGCCGCCACACAAUUUCUGUCCUCAUCCUGAAGCAAAGUUCUUAACCCGAGGUACUAUUUCUGGGUUAGCGGAGUCUGUAACCUGAAGCAUCUGUAACCUGAAGCAUCUGUAACCCAAGGUACCAUUGUAGUUCCUUUGGAAGACGAUAAUCAGGCAUCCGCACAACAUGACCGGUUCAACGAAGUUGAUGUUGAAGAAUCAAGCUGUUGAUGUUUGUGUGUCUUCUUAGUGCUUCUGGGCCUUGUCACUCUGCUCCUGAUGCAGAAGAGCACACUCAGCCCCUUGGAGAGAUGUUUUGAGGAUCCAGAAUAUGAGGAGCUGCUGGAUAUCGCUAAGGAUGGGCUGGGCAAAACUGAAGAACCGAGACGGAUUGCGAUUGUGGGAGCCGGGGUUGCUGGACUUACAGCUGGGAAAGUGCUGCUGGAUGCUGGACACAAGGUGAUGGGGCCAGGGAGAAGGGGAGGCAUUGGCAGGGUGAGAAGCAAGGGAGGUGAGGCAGGGGUUGCAUAAUAACAGAAUUUUUUUAUUUGUACUCUGCCCGUUUGACUGGGUUGCCCCAGCCACUCUGGGCGGCUUCCAACAUACAGCAUAUAAAAACAUAAUGAAGCAUUACACAUUACAAAGCUUAUCUGAUGGGAGGGUGUUCCACAGGAUGGGUGCCACUACCGAGAAGGCCCUCUCCCUGGUUGCCCUCUUUCCUGUAAGUCAAGCCCACAUCCUGCCCCCUUGAUUCACAAUCUUCAGCCAACCUUGCCCAAACUCUUAUCUCGCUCAGGAUGUUUGGAUUUAAAGACACAAGGCAGUGUUUCAAGCUGAUCCAGUCUCUGAAGCAACAGCAGAGUGGCCCUACCAAAUUAUUUAAAAAUUUCGACAAUGGUUUCUGCACACGGGCAUGUGUAUGAAAUAUAGAUUGUUGUUUAGCCAUCCCAUGCAUAUUCCGGGGAAACCAAGGGGUUGAUUCCAGUGUGACCUGGUGCAGAUGUAAUCCUGAUUUCUUGCAAAUGACAGUUAAAGGUAGCACUGGGAAUGCACCUAAAUAGGAACCAUAGCUAACCUCGGCGUAUAUGUAAUGCUAAACCAUGGUUAAAGGCAGUGCUUUUUUUCUGGGGGGGUACGCAGGAGUAUGCAUGCCCCUAAACAUUUUGUGAAUCUAAGUUUGGCCUCAUUGAAGGGCAGUAUUUCAAUAUGAGUAUGAAAAUGAGAGUACCCCUGAACAUUUUUUUAAAGAAAAAAGCACUGGUUAAAGCCAACAAGGGAGAAUUUGUCCUCAAAAGGGAUUGAGGGAAUAGGAGGAGGACGGUAUGUGCGUUCCUGAGACUGUCUUCCAGUUUUCAAGCCCUGGUCCUUAUAUAGCCAGGUUUACAUUUCAAAGUACCAAGCCUGACAUUGACACAUGGCAUCUUCAGGCAGAUGCUGGGGACACAGCACUCUGGAAGGGACUAUAAUUGACACUUGCCCUGGGCUCCCAUUUAGACAAACAUUUGCUCCAGACGACUGGGCUUGCGAGCUGCUGUUUUAAUUUUCUGCAGUGCUCCUGACACAGCAUCCCUCCACUGUAUUGUGGGAAAUUAAAAAGGUGUCCCCCUUUCUGGUGCCUGAGAAUACAGAGGAUAGCCUUUCUUAAUAUUAUUAUUAUUAUUAUUAAUAAUAAUAAUAAUAAUAAUAAAUUUUAUUUAUACCCUGCCCUCCCCAGCCAAGGCCAGGGGAGGCUCAGGACGGCUAACAACCAAUAAUAAAAACGAGUUGAAUGAAUACAACUUAAAAACAACAUUAAAAUACAACAUUAAAACAUUAAAAUGCAGCCUCAUCACAGGAGGAGAAAAAAAGAAAGAAAGAGGGGGAGGGAAUCAAAUUGACUCCAAGCCAAAGGCCAGGUGGAACAACUCUGUCUUACAGGCCCUGCGGAAAGAAAUCAGAUCCUGCAGGGCCCUGGUCUCAUGAGACAGAGCGUUCCACCAGGCCGGAGCCAGUGUUGAGAAGGCCCUGGCUCUGGUUGAGGCUAAUUUAACUUCCUUAGGGCCCGGGACCUCUAGGGUGUUGCUAUUUAUGGACCUUAAGGUCCUCCGUGAGGCAUACCGGGAGAGGCGGUCCCAUAUGUCCAAGGGUCCUAGGCAUAAUGAUAUGGUCUCUACGGCAUAUACAGCUUUAAUCAUGGCGGCACCUGUCAACGUUGUACUCUCGAGAUGUCCUGGACUACAGCUCCCAUCAUCCCACUCUGGCUGGGAGCUGAUGGGAGUUGUAUUCCCAAAAAUCCGGAGGAUGCCACGUCGGCGACCCUUGUCUUACACCGUCGCUUUCUUCAGCAUAGUUUGGCAGGUUCAGGGGCUGAGUGGCUCCAAUAGCAGCCUUUCCCCUCUAGGGGAUGCUGGCUCCACUUGAGACCCAGGUGCGAGUAGAAAAACAAGAGCUUCACUUAGCCUAGAUUCCCCGUCUGCCUGCCCCCCCCCCCCGCCCUCUGCUUCUGCAGAGCAGGCUCAUUCCAGUCCAAUAACCCGGAUCAGCACGUUUGCUAUAUACUUUCCCCCCAUCAACAGGGCCAACUGGCAGGACUUAAUUACUAUUUUCUGCUGCAGGGCAAGCUUAUGAAAAACAAAUGAAAAAACUGGGUGGGCCACGGAGUGUGCAGUUGCACAAACCGCCAGGCAAUUAAAUAUGUAGAUGGCAGGCAUGAUCACUUCUAUUGUUGUUUUUGCAAAUCUUGCAAGCCUCUCUUUUAUUGGUGACCUGCCGUGCCACAAUGUGCAAGACAUAUUCAAGAGAAUGGGGAAGGUAGAUAGCCAGGGUGUGGAAUGUGGCCCUCUGAGCUUCUACAUCUGGCCCUCAAAAUUCUCCCCGGCUACAUCCCUGCAUUAGGGACGUGGGUGGCGCUGUGGGUUAAACCACAGAGCCUAGGACUUGCUGAUCAGAAGGUCAGUGGUUCAAAUCCCUGCGACAGGGUGAGCUCCCGUUGCUCGGUCCCUGCUCCUGCCAACCUAGCAGUUCGAAAGCACAUCAAAGUGCAAGUAGAUAAAUAGGUACCGCUCUGGCGGGAAGGUAAACGGCGUUUCCAUGCGCUGCUCUGCUUUGCCAGAAGCAGCUUAGUCAUGCUGGCCACAUGACCCGGAAGCUGUAUGCCGGCUCCCUCGGCCAGUAAAGCGAGAUGAGCACUGCAACCCCAGAGUCGGCCAUGACUGGACCUAAUGGUCAGGGGUCCCUUUACCUUUACAUCCCUGCAUUGCACAAGUGGUUUUGCUUGGCUUGAUUGCAUCUGGUUCAGUAUAAAGGCAGCUUCCUAUGCCAUGCAUGGGAAUGGAGAUCCAGAAUAUGUCAGGAUCACCCAUGUAUUUUUGACCCCAAAUCGGUUGACACUUUGCCAAGGAGCUAACCAAGGCACAGCAGUCUGGUUUCCCAACAGAGCAGUUGCCAAUGAGUCAGAUCUUGUGGCUUUAUUUAUACAGGUGCAUCUGUUCUGAAGCAGAGCUGUAAUCAUAACCAGAAAAACAGACCUUUCCCUCAGGGACCUUGGGUAAUCUCUGACAAACAGUUCCUCCAGAAUGUGACGUUUUCAAGAUGUUAGCUGAUUGAAAGCACCAGGCUGCGGAACAGAAUUCACCUACCUGUCUCCUGACCUGUUUUUCUCAAUUUGGUUUUGGAGCUAGCUCCGAACCACUGCCAAAAUUUAUUCUGCUGUCUGCCCUCCUAACCUGUAACACAGCAGAGUAUGCAAAGAUCCUUGCGUACUGGUGUCUGUGUGCAUCCUGGUGUGUGCAAAAGAUCUGUUGAUCAGGGCACUAAUCCAGCACUGACCUUAGAAAGGAGAGCAAAGGAAGAGGCAUCUCUGAAGUUACAGACAUAGCAGCGUAGGAAGCUCUCCUUUGCUGAACCAGACUGAAAUAUACUCCGAGUCGAGAGUGGAUUUCAGGCUCUUUAUUCAGCUCAUAGUGGUGAGGAGGAAUGAAAGUUUCCCCAAAGUAUCUGCUUUAUAUACAUUAUUUACACAAUGGGCUGCACGUGAUUGGCUAAUUCCGGAAUUCUCCUGUAGGCCAAUCAGGUUGUGGAUUCACUUCUAUCUGGAGCUGGAUUGGGUGGCUCCUGCAGACCAAUCAUACUGCUGCAUUGUUCUAGGACCAAUCAGACUGCUGCAUUCUGAAUCCUAUUGUUCUAGGACCAAUCAGACUGCUGCAUUUUGGAUCCUAUUUAACUCAGUACAUAACACAGACCCAUGGUCCUCCUAGCUAAGGAUUGUUUACUGAGCAGCUUUCCAAUAUUUCAGACAGAGGGACUUUCCCAACCGUACCCAGAGAUGGUGGGGAUUGAACCUGAGAUCUUCUGCAUGCAAGGGAGACGCACUGCUGCUGAGCCAUGCCCCGUCCCCAGAUAAAGUGAAGAAGCUUGAUCUUGCUCUUGUACAGGGAAACCCCACUGAAACAAAGCAGCAAUUGCAGGCGGCACCCCACUCAACUUGCACACAGCUGCAUAUAGGCACCCACCUUAGGGGAAAGUGGUGGCUGGGAGGCAGAGAAGCAGUUGGCACUGCCAGCUGAUUGGCUCUCUCCCUGGCAAGCAAGCCAAUGGCAGCAGUGGUGAUGAGGACAAUCAGCUGGCUGUGAAAGUCGUGAGGAGCUAGACUCUUGGAGGGAAAGGAGUCUUUCCCACGAGCCCUCCAAAAUCCAGAGCCAACACUGCUGGCAUCUGCACCUUUCCAGCUGUUCUGUGCCUCCCAAGGGGAGUCUGCCCCAAACCACCGAAGAACAGCCUACACCAUGGGUAGGCAAACUAAGGCCCGGGGGCUGGAUCCGGCCCAAUUGCCUUCUAAAUCUGGCCUGCGGAUGGUCCAGGAAUCAGCAUGUUUUUACAUGAGUAGAAUGUCUCCUUUUAUUUAAAAUGCAUCUCUGGGUUAUUUGUGGGGCCUGCCUGGUGUUUUUACAUGAGUAGAAUGUGUGCUUUUAUUUAAAAUGCAUCUCUGGGUUAUUUGCGGGGCAUAGGAAUUCAUUCAUAUUUUUUUUCUGGCCCCUCACGAGGUCUGAGGCUCAGUGGCCUGGCCCCCCGCUGAAAAAGUUUGCUGACCCCUGGCCUACACAAUACAACCCAGACUUCAGCAGCAGCUGAAUGCGAGUCAGCGCUUGCAUGCCAGAAGAACGCUGCCCAGUCCUUCCGACUCAAUGAACUCAAAGCUGAUGUUCCUGCAAACGGCCAUUUUGAAUCUGCACAGUCCCCACUCUCUAGUAGCAUCUUCUACAGAAAGAUGCUUCUUGCAGUUUGUGUUUCAAUAAGAUAUCAGCAGGGUCCAUUUCUUCUGCCCUCAGUGCCACCAGCCUAAGUCCAUUCUGAGAGCAGAUUUUACCCCUGAGCUUGUCCAUUUUGCCAAUCCCCAGUAUGGGCAUCAAGCAUUCCUCAACAGUGUAACUUCCAGGCAAACUUAGCAGGUAGAACACUCAGGCUAAGUAAUCUGACAGCAAGUUGAUAAUUGCCCUUGAAUAACACCAGCAGAUCCAACGUGGCAGCAACUUCUGAAAGGUAACAGCCAAUAUCCAAGGCUUGUAAGUCUUAAUUACAAACUCACCGGAGAUGAAUGAAUGAAAUCAGCAUGAGUCACCAGACAUCUCUUGACACAUGAAUCUGCUGGUAUGAUAUAAUUUGCUUAACCUGCCUAGAAUAAGGUGCCAGUGACAGACCGUCCAGGGACUACAGCUCCCAUCAUCCCUGACCAUUUGCCAUGCUGGCAGGGGCUGAUGGGAGUUGCAGUCCAACAUCUGGAGGCUGAGGAAAGCUGCUAUAAUCAGGACUAUAAAUAUUGGACUGGGUAUUCUCAUAAAACAAACACUUUGGCCCUUUCCCAUGGGGACAUUCUUCAACAUUGUUCAGUGGAGGCCAUUUUGCAACCACUGCAAUUAUAGUUCUUCUUUUGCCCACCCCCCAGGUGACAAUUCUAGAAGCCAGCAGCUGUGUGGGAGGCAGGAUGGAGACUUACCGUGAUCCCGAGGGGGGCUGGUAUGUGGAUUUGGGCCCGAGGCGCCUGCCUUUCAGCCACAGGUAAGAAGGGGCAGUGAUAUUCCCAUGGUGGUGUGUGGCUGAUAACAUUUGAUGGAGGGAAAGAGAGUUGGUAUGACAGCCACCUUCAAAUGAGAGCCAGUGUGGUGUAGUGGUUAAGAGCGGUAGACUUGUAAUCUGGUGAACCGGGUUCGAUUCCCCACUCCUCCACAUGCAGCUGCUGGGUGACCUUGGGCUAGUCACACUUCUCUGAAGUCUCUCAGCCCCACUCACCUCACAGAGUGUUUGUUGUGGGGAAGGAAGGGAAAGGAGAAUGUUAGCCGCUUUGAGACUCCUUCGGGUAGUGACAAAGCGGGAUAUCAAAUCCAAACUCUUCUUCUCUUCUUCAAAUAGAGGGAGGGCUGUCACAUAGGAGGUGAAAGGAGCUUGUUUCCUGCUGCUCCGAAGGGUAGGGCCUGAACCAAUGGAUUCAAAAUGGCAAGAAAGGACAUUCCGACUAAAUAUUAGGAAGAGCUUUCUGAUAGUAAUAGCUGUUUGACAGUAAAACAGACUUCUCUCAGAAGGCGGUGGACUCUCGUUCAUUGCAGGUUUUUAAGCAGAGGUUCGGCGGCCAUCUGUCAGGGAUUCUUUAGCAGUGAUUGCUACGUUGCAGUGGGUUGGUCUAGAUGACCUUUGGGGUGUCCCUUCCAACUCUGCAAUUCUGUGACUCAAUGAGAACAAAAUCAAGAGCAAAACUGAAAUGAGUCUGAUGGUAAGAUGCCCGUCAUCAUGUCAUGCAGCAUGUGCAGAGAUGGGAGGCGUUGCAAUUUUAGGGGACCCUGUGGUGUGCAGUGGAUCCCUGCGGUCACUAAAUCUUAGAGUUGGAAGGGAUCCCAAGGGUCAUCUAGUCCAACCCCCUGCAAUGCAGGAAUCUCAGCUAAAGCAUCCAUGACAGAUGGCCAUCCAACCUCUGCUUAAAAACCUCCAAGAAAGGAGAGUCCACCACCUCUCAUUGGAGUCUGUUCCACUGCCGAACUGCUCUUACUGUCAGAAAGUUUUUUUGAAUGUUUGGUCAUUGCAUACUCCAUUCAUUCAUUUAAUUGCAUUUGUAUUGUCUCCACCUUUUUCUCCAAGGAGCUCAAAGGGGCCUCCAUGGCUCUCCCCUUCCCCAUUUAAUCCCCACAACAACAUUGUGAGGUAGGUUAGGCUGAGAGGCCCAGUGAACUUUGUGGCGGAGUGGGGAUUUGAACCUGGUCUCCCAGGUCCCAGUCUGACACUCUAACCAUUACACCACGCUGGCUCUUCCGCACUACAGCUUCCCCUGCACGAUCAAAGUCAGCAGAAGUGGAGUGUCCAGUUUCAGAGGGAGAGGGCAUGUGCUGCCCUCAGUCCCCAAAUGUAGCACCUUACCUUUCCCCCAUAGAAAUGGAUGACAGCCAUUCCCCCAUAUGUCAGGAUGCAAAGGUACACUGACACGACUGGGUAAGAGUUGAACCUGUUCCUUAUCUCUUGCUGAUCCCGGCCAUUAUGAAUUCAGCCUUCCUGUUUCUGGGGCUGUGCUUCUUGGUCAUGCUAGAGUGUGACAGAAUAUUUGGAACCAGCUUUUGGGGGGAAAAGAGACAGACAGACAGACAGACAGAAAGAAAGAAAGAAAGAAAGAGGUUGCUCCAGCAACAGGCCAUAUGAUUGCCAAGUUGCAAGCUAGAGAUAUUCCCCUUUUAACUUUGUUUCCGCUCUUGAAUCAGGAGAAGAGACAGUUGGGGCUUCCCCCUGUUUUGUUUUCCUCUAGUCCACACCCUUUCCCACCUGGGAUCCAGCUUGUUACAGCAGGUGUGGGAUGAGUGGGUGGGAGGAUACUGGGGGGGAGAAGCCACAUCCAUUACAUCUCCUAUUCCAGCAGCAGAAUUUAAAGGCAACUCUCCAGGUUGCAACCUAGCCAGCGACUGUCCAGUUCUGUGGGAGUGGGAAGCUCCCAGAGGAAGUGAUAAACUUUCAGCACCUUGAACAGCUCCAAUGAGUCCUGCUAAGGCAAGCGGCUACCUGAAAUGUUGUCUGUGCAGAGAGCUAGUACCAAGGGAAGCCUUGUGUAGGCUGAUCAAACCUAGUAGGCUCUGUCAGCCUAGAGGCGCUGGCCGGGUAGUUAAAGGGCCCUCAGCUUAUUUUAAAGUCUUUGGCUUCUGUGAGGUUGGGACAACAGAAGUAUUGCAGGGAACCCUGCUUCUGGGAGGUUGGAAAGACAGAGAUACUGCAGGGAAUGGUGUCAGGCCUGUGUUUCCAGAAGGCCUCUGGUGUGUUUGGGUUUGUUUGUUUUUUGCCUGUUUAUUUAUCUAAUUUAUACCCUGCCCUUCUUCUAAGGAGUCCAGGGUGGCAAACAUGUAUACAAUUUAAAAACAGGAACAAAGAGAAAUGUUAUAAAACAGAUCAAAACAUUCUAAAAAAUAAUUAAAAACAUCUAAAAGGUGUUACAAUUUUAAACGUUCUAAAAGCAACUGCAGUGAAAAACACACAUCCAUCUCGAGUUUGCCAGGAACAGUAUUCUUCAGACACCAAAUUCCUGUGUAAGCAGGAACCUUUUCAAAUCCCUCCUUGAUGGAGACAGGAACACCUCACUGUGUAGCACAUUCCACAACCUGGGGACCACCACUGAAAAGGCCCUGUCAUGGAUGAGGACCAACCUGUGAAUGAGAUGCUGGUGGUUCUUUGAGGAGGUUUCCUGAACCCUUUCUUCGUCAAAGUUCUCCACCCUAUACAGUAAAGUCUCUGUUGGGACAUGACAUGCCGUGGUAGACCAUGGCAACGGAACAGGAGGCACAAUAAGGGAACAAACUAUGCAGAAAAACUAAACGCGGGAAAUCAAAGACUAAUGGCAUAAUAAACACACCCCUUUAUGUUUAAUACCCAUUCUUCCCCUCUGUUACCAUCUUUCCUCCUACUCUUCCCCUCUGAUCUGCCCAUUGGCUCUCUCUACCUCCAUGCAGAAUUGUCCGGGAAUAUGUUGCAAAAUAUGGCCUGAAAUUAAACCAUUAUCCAGAUGGCAAUGGCAACGCCUGGUACCUGGUGAACAAUAUCCGAGCCAGAGUCAAAGAGGUGGAGAAGAAUCCAGACAUUCUGGGAUACCCUGUAGAUCCCUCCGAACGUGGGAAGUCUGCUGUGGAGCUGUAUUAUGAAGCGUUGAAACCGGUGAGUUUCUUUUCGUAAACCACUUUGAGGUGUGUGUUUUUUUAAAAAAACCAUCAAGUAGUGUAUAAAUUUUAUGAAAUAAAUGAGAGAGUGUGUGUGCAUGUGUGUGUUUGUGAACACAGUUGCCAACAGGUUAGCAGGGAGCAAUACCAGCCUGCCAGAGGGGUAUCUGUGCUACUCUGUCGCAGCAAAAACUGCCAAGAGACCUGUGGUAUCUUAAAGACUAACACUUUUUAGUGUGGCGUUGACACAAACACACACACACACACUAUAUAUAUCUUCUUCUUCUUCUUCUUUGGCAUUCACUCGUAGCCGAGUAAGAUUGUCUUCCAUAAACACAUUUUAAACAAUGAGUCCAUGACUGUGGAGGCCAAUUCUGGAUCCACACGUCCUUCCACAGUGGGGACAUUGGUUUCCAGGCAGGAGUUGAUCACGGUGUGGGUUUGCCAAGCGUGCCUUCCUCUUAGCACCUUUCUCCCUUGUGUCCUGAGUUCGAGUGUCUUCAAAGCCCACAACACCUUUGGUAAAGGCUGUUCUUCAAUUGGAGUUCUCGCAGGCCAGUGUUUCCCAGUUGUCAGUGUUUAUACUACAUUUUUUAAGAUUUGCCUUGAGACAGUAUUUAAACCUCUUUUGUUGACCACCAGCAUUAUGCUUUCCAUUUUUAAGUUCAGAAUAGAGUAGUUGCUUUGGAAGACCACACACACUAUGCAAAGGGGCAUAGUUGUACACAGUGGUGCCAAAGGGAAGUGAAAUGUAAGAAGUCUCGACAGUGAUAAUUCAGUUAGACCUAGAACAUAUGGGUAGCUCCCAACAAAAAAAAUAGCAAAAACACAAUACAACAUCAAACACUAAAAACUUCUCUAAACAGGGCUGCCUUCAGAUGUCUUUUAAAAUCACAUAGCUGUUUAUCUGCUUGACAUUUGAUGAGAGGGCAUUCCACAAGGCGGGUGCCACUACCAAGAAGGCCCUCUGCCUGGUUCCCUGUAGCCUCACCUCUUGCAAUGAGGAACCACCAGAAGGCCCUGGGAGCUGGAUCUCAGCGUGAGUGGAGAUGCUCCUCCAGGUAUACAAGGCUGAAGCAGUUUUUUAUUUAUUUUUGUUUUUAUUUUAUGUUGUAAACUAUGUGAUAUUUGGCUGAAGGGUGGUAUAUAAGUCUAGCAUUAUUAUUAUUAUUAUUAUUAUUAUUAUUAUUAUUUAACCUUCUGUUUCUCAAAACCUGAGGUUGAUGGGGAGAAAAGGAGGACACACUUUGCCAUUCAAGGACAGUCCUACAAUAACCCGUCUUCGUUUGUGCCCUUCAGAUAGAAGAGGACUUGGCGAGAUCAAACUGCAGCCAUGUGCUUGAAAAAUACGAUGCCUAUUCUCUCAAGGUGCUGUUUUAUUGAUAUACGUGGGUGAUAUUUGCUGUUUGUGGCACUGCUUCUCCCUCUUUUUAUAUAUAUUACAUUACUUUGCGGAAUUGAGAGCCCCAUUUGAUGAUACACAAGACGUGGAAAUGCUCUUGCUUGUGCAAUGCUGUGAUUUGCAUCUCUCCAGCCCCAUCCCACUUUACUGGCUGUUGGAAAUAUCAAAGGGACACAGAGCAGCGACAGUUCCAUGUCUGGUUUGGCACUGUUAAGUGCAGACCUCUCCAUCCAUUCAUAAUUCAUAUGAGUCUGUUCUGGCCAAACUAAACUACAAGCCAACAUUGGCCCAAGUUCAUGUAGGUUUGCAAAACCUUGCAUUUCUGCCACCAGGGGGCAGCAGAGUGCUACCACGUGUAUAAAGACUGCAAUAAAAAUAAUUGUCUGUUUGUUUAAUUGAAUUUGAUUAUUUUGAAACAUUCAGUUCAAAGUCUAGAGUACAAUUUUUUUAAAGUCAACACCUGAAAUUUGGAUUUUGGAAUACAACUCAUGCUUUGAGAAGCGGGACGGAAAAUUGUUAAGCUUUCACAAGGAAAACUCAUCCUUUGAGUUUUGACAUUGAAACGUGUAUGUUGAAAUUUGGAAGACGGUUUUCAAAAGUUGUUAGUUUAGUUGUUUUUAAUUUAGGGUAUACGGCAGCCUUUGAAUUUUAGGCAAAGAUGUGUUUAAGCUCUAUCAAUAUUUCCACUUGAGUGCAGCCAUAUUAUUCCUCAUACACUCUUCCACCUUCACAGGCAUAUCUGAUCGAAAAGGGAAAUCUAAGCCACGCAGCCGUCCGAAUGAUUGGAGACCUGAUUAACCUGAGUGCAGAGUUUUCCUGCAGUUUCAUUGAAUUCCUCCGAGAAGUUUUCCUGUUUACCCGUGAAAAGAGGUAAUAAAAGCGGGUUGCAUAGGUGCUGGCUCCCUGGGAGAAAUUCCCCAUGAAGGGGAAUUUACUUUUCAGUAUUCUGCUAAACAUUGGGACGCGGGUGGCGCUGUGGGUUAAACCACAGAGCCUAGGACUUGCUGAUCAGAAGGUCGGCGGUUCGAAUCCCCGCGACGGGGUGAGCUCUGGUUGCUCGGUCCCUGCUCCUGCCAACCUAGCAGUUCGAAAGCACGUCAAAGUGCAAGUAGAUAAAUAGGUACUGCUCCAGCGGGAAGGUAAACGGUGUUUCCAUGCGCUGCUCUGGUUCGCCAGAAGCGGCUUAGUCAUGCUGGCCACAUGACCCGGAACCUGUACACCGGCUCCCUUGGCCUAUAGAGCGAGAUGAGCGCCGCAACCCCAGAGUCGGCCACGACUGGACCUAAUGGUCAGGGGUCCCUUUUCCUUUUUAUUCUGCUAAACACGUGGGAACGGGUGGAGGUAUCAGGAGGUGUGGAGGGCCUGUGUGAGAAAUCCCACUCCCCUACCCACAUGUCUCGGACAUUUCGAGAGUCGGACGGACUUCCAGAACGAAUUAAGUUUGAGAACCAAGAUUCCACUGUACAGUGGUACCUCGGGUUACAUACGCUUCAGGUUACAUACACUUCAGGUUACAGACUCCACCAACCCAGAAAUAGUACCCCGGGUUAAGAACUUUGCUUCAGGAUGAGAACAGAAAUCAUGCUCCAGCGGCAUGGCGGCAGUGGGAGGCCCCAUUGGCUAAAGUGGUGCUUCAGGUUAAGAACAGUUUCAGGUUAAGAACGGACCUCCGGAACAAAUUAAGUACUUAACCUGAGGUACCACUGUAUAUAAAUUCAAUAAAUAAAUAAAUACACACUCACACACACUCCUGGUAGUUGAAUGAGCAUGUCUAGCAGAAACGACUUCUCAAGCCUUUUCUUGACCUCCAGGUACGAUGAGAUCGCUGGCGGGUUCGAUAUGCUGCCCAGGGCUAUUCACCAGUCACUACCAGCUGGCACCGUGAUGCUCAACAGCACCGUGACAGAGAUCCUCAGAGAGGGGGACAUGGUUUCGGUGCUCUACCAUCCUUCCAGCUCCCUGGCCUCGUCGGGCACCAUCCUGGCUGACUACGUCAUCGUCACGUCCACGGCAGAGGCCACACGCCUCAUCCGCUUCCACCCUCCCCUCUCGCCUGCCAAGACCCAGGCGCUCCGUUCUCUACGCUCCACAGGAGCCACCAAAGUGGCCUUGGCCUGUUCUAAGAAGUUCUGGGAGGAAGAAGGAGAAGAGAUCUACGGUGGAACCUCCAUCAGUGACCUGCCCUCCAGGAUCACCACUUACCCCAACCACAACUUCUCCAGCGGCCUGGGGGUCAUCCUGGGCUCCCAGACUUACGGGGAUGACUCGGAGUUUUUUGCUCCCCUCAGCCCCCAACAGGCUGUCGACGUGGUUCUGAGGGACUUGUCCACUAUCCACCAGCGCCCCCUGGAAGAGCUGAGGCGUCUUUGCAGCCGGUGGGUGGUCAAAAAAUGGAACCUGGACCCCCACGCCAUGGGGGCCUUCACCCUCUUCAGGCCUUACCAGCUGAGCGAACACGCGGAGGCCCUCGCCCGCAAGGAGGGGAGGGUCUAUUUUGCCGGAGAGCACACGGCUUUGCCACAUGGUUGGAUUGACACUGCGAUGAAAUCAGCCCUGAGGGCAGCCAGGGAUGUCCACUGGCAUGCAGGGGCAUGUGGUCACCAGACAGGCAUUUUUGGUGAUCAAGGGGGUGGCUCGGAAGUUUGUAAACCUCCUUGAUCCGUUGUAAGGCUAUGCCGCCUUUAAAAAUUUAGAAGCAGUGAGUAAAUAAAGAUGACUCAUCUGAAUCGUUUUCGUCAGUGUUUGAAAACACAUGGAAUAUUAUUCUGUAAGCCCUUGUGAAACGGUUCGCCUGCUCUUUUAAGUUGCCCCCACUCGGGUCUUUUGAAUAUGCCUCUACCUCUGAGUCCACAUCUUCAGUUGUUGUCAGUCAGGUGGGUAUCUUCCAGAUGUGGCUUUGCAACGCUUCAAAUUGACCUCCGUCGCCCUUAGUAAUGUUAUCACGUAUCACAUAAUCAGAUGUGUUUGGCUACGUAACACAAUAGAAGGGUCACGCUCACCAGUUGGUUGGGAUCAUCCAUGUGACUCAUCUAGGAAGUGUCACCCUCAUUCUUGCUUGCCUCACUUGAUCGCAGCAAUGUCAUCAGAUACCUAAUUUGUACCUGCUAAGUGAUGACAUCCUGUUUUUGCUUUGACCAUGAUUGGCUACUCUAUAGACCCAUGUGGCCAAUCCAGGGUGGAGAAAGCAUAAGAAAACUCUGAGAGAUGAUCAAGCCACUACUGUGGCUGUAGAGGCUGAUACGGGAGAGACAUGUUUGGUUGUUGUUGUUUUUAAAUAUUUUUUAUUAGUUUUAGCUUACAAAAUUUUAAAGACAUACCACACAAAUUAUUACACACAUAUUCUUAUUUGGACUCCCUUCAGCUCCUCUGAUAAUCCUCCGUCGUGUUCACAUCUCUUGCAAUUCUUGACUUAAUAUUGCCUUUACAUUUCUUAACAGAUCAUCUCUCCCUUUCCAUUUUUACAAUAUUUCUUAAAUUACUCCUCACAGAACUUCUUGUAAACCUACAAACGUAGUUUGAUCAUCACAAAUACUUUUCAGAUAUUCUGUAAAUUUAGUCCAGUCUUCGGUGAAUUUCUGGUCCCGCCGGUUUCGGAUCAUUCCUGUUAGCUUAUCCAAUUCUGUGUAGUCCAUUAGUUUCAUCCUCCAUUCUUCCAACGUUGGUAAUUUUUCUUGCUUCCAUUUUUAGGCCAGUAAUAUUCUUGCUGCAGUUACCGCAUAUAAGAAAAUUUUACAAUCUUUUCUAUUUGGGAGAGACAUGUUUUGUUGCAGCUAGGGCAGAUGAAGGUGUCCGGUUGUGCUGCAGCAGGUGCUCCAUGGCACAUUUUCUUUCUGCAGUCCUUCCUCCUCUGGUCACUGCUAUUAUGCAUCAGAUCACAUGAAAACAAGCACUUUUGGGCUUGCAUAUUUCUCUGCUGCUGACUUCCUACCUUCAAUUUCUGCCAGCCUUGCCAGAGAUAAUUCAGAUGUGGCUGUUGCAACAUGAGGGCACUGGGGCCAUGCCUAAGGAAAGCAGGCGAUAUCGCUCCCAUUUAUUGAUAACCAGUCGUGAAACCUGCAACACCAGAUCCUAUAAAACAGCCCUCCCCAGCCCCAGCAAGCAACCAGAGCAGGAAGAGCAGGACUCCUGUACCUUUAAUAGUUGCACUAAUUUAUGGUAGGUGUAGCUUUAAACUCUCGUCCAUGUAAGCUGUCAAAAAUUAUCCAUCUAAAUGCCUAAACAACACCCUUGGGUCCUGUGCAUGUGUUUGCUCUACAAAUGGCAUUGGCACACCACAACAUUUAUUGCACCAUGGGGUGUGUUUCGCCAUGCCCAUUUACUGGGUGACAUUGUCCAGCUCAGCAUCGACAGAAAGGUUGCUGGUUAUGGUGGAAGCCAGGUAGACAGAACCAGCUACCACUUCAGGUGUCCCAGGAUGUUGUUGGUCUUCGUUAGGCUGAUGGUGAGGCCAAACGCCCUGCAGGCUCGGGCGAAACGGUCCAUUAGUCUUGGCAGAGCUUCCUCAGAGUACGCUGUCAUCUGCAAACAACAACUCUCAGAUAAGGACCCGCCGUACUGUCAAAGUCACACUUUACAGAUAAAACGAAGAACUCUGGAAUACCGACACAUUCUCUUAUUAUGCAUGAUGCUGAGGCUAUCUUAAGAUUCACUUUAAAGCUGAAAUGAAAAAUGUAGAGAGAGAAAGAAAGAAAAAUUAAAUUCACAAAGCUUUUUUUUUAUUUUAAAGGAACCUGCAGGCACCUCCUCUUGUGGAAUGUUUAAAAAGUUAACCUAUUAAAAGAAAACAGUCAACUUCUUGUGAAGGUUUUGAAGAAAUGUGGGUCAGUUUGUUUCAUUUGGGAAUCUGUUAUGUACUGAAUAGAAUAGGAUCCAAAUUGCAGCAGUCUGAUUGGUCCUAGAACAAUAGAAUCCAGAAUGCAGCAGUCUGAUUGGUCCACUGGAGCCACCCAAUCCAACUCCAGGUGGAAGUGAAUCCGCAGCCUGAUUGGCCUACAGGAGAAUCCCGGAACUGACCAAUCACGUGGGGCCCAUUGUGUAAAUAAUGUAUAUAAAGCAGACAUUUCGGGGGAAUUUCGAUUCCUCACUACUAUGAGCGGAAUAAAGAGCUUGAAAUCC